Molecule: messenger RNA, 1345 nt
Organism: Empidonax traillii (willow flycatcher)
Lineage: Eukaryota; Metazoa; Chordata; Aves; Passeriformes; Tyrannidae
Gene: METTL15
Product: methyltransferase like 15
Exons: 6
Coding region: 40-1257 (405 amino acids)
Biological process (GO): rRNA base methylation
Molecular function (GO): rRNA (cytosine-N4-)-methyltransferase activity
Source: RefSeq, a predicted model, not a curated record
UCAGCGCGGCGACGGCGCUCGCGGCUGAUCCAUUCCAAAAUGUUAUCUCGGUGUCUCUGCCAAGUUCACAAGUGUUUGUUUCUGCAUGACCUGAAACUGAAUUCGGUGAGCGGGGCUGGUUUGGCCAGAAGGAUCCGUACUACACCAAAAAAGCCUUCUGACUGCGAGUUGAAGGAACAAACCGUCCAGAAAUGCGAAACUGAAGAGGUGCCUCGAAGUACAGAAAACGAUGACUUGGGAAGACUGCACGUGCCGGUGAUGGUGGAGGAGGUUCUUGGUUGUUUAUCCCCUCAGCCAGGUCAGCGUUUCCUGGACAUGACGUUUGGAGCCGGGGGUCACACGAAAGCCCUUCUGGAGAAGGCCAAGGACAUCACCGUGUAUGCCCUGGACAGGGAUCCCACAGCUCACAAAAUAGCUCAGCAGCUUUCGGAGUCCUACCCAAAACAGAUCCAACCUCUUCUAGGACGGUUCAGCCAGGCUGAGGCUUUGUUAAUCUCAUCUGGGGUCGAGCCAGGGACUCUGGAUGGAGUUCUGCUGGAUGCUGGCUGUUCUUCCAUGCAAUUUGAUACACCUGAGAGAGGUUUUUCCCUGCAGAAGGAUGGACCUUUGGACAUGAGGAUGGAUAGUGACAGGUGCCCCGCCAUGCCCACGGCCGCCGACGUGGUGAACGCUCUGGAUCAACAGGCGCUUGCCUCCAUCCUCAGGGCCUACGGGGAGGAGAGGCACGCCAAGAAAAUCGCCUCAGCCAUCGUCCAGGCGCGCAGCGUGUACCCCAUCACCAGGACGCAGCAGCUCGCAGGCAUCGUGGCAGGUGCUUUUCCACCAUCAGCACUGUAUGCACGGAAGGAUUUGCUUCAGAGACCCGCCCAUGUUGCCACCAAAACUUUCCAAGGCCUGCGAAUAUUUGUCAAUGAUGAGCUCCAUGAGCUCUUCACAGGACUGAAGACAGCUGAGAAGUUUCUAAAACCUGGAGGCCGCCUUGUAGCCCUCUCCUUUCAUUCGCUGGAAGAUCGGAUUAUCAAACGUUUUUUUCAUGGGAUAGACAUGGCAGAAAAGCACAAUCUUAGCUCGAGGCAGAAGAUAAGACAGGGUCUGAAAAACCCCUCCAAAAAAGAGGAUACACAAGAAUCUCCCCAUGGAAAAUCCAACUCCAAGUGGAUUCUUAUACAGAAAAAAGUUCUCACACCCCAGUCCAAGGAUAUUGAAACAAACCCAAGAGGAAGGUCGGCCAAGCUAAGAGCUGCCAUUAAAGUCUAAAACAAAACAUAUGAUUAGAUAAUUGUAUAAUUUCCUUUAAUUUUGUUUUCUAGAAGGCUACCUGGACAGGUAGUAUCAAACUGAAAAA